AUGCCUGCAGGGAAGAGUGGACAGGCCGACAGGAGGUCAGUCGCAGAGACCCCGCCGGGUGGCAGGCCGGUGCGUCCCGUCAAGGCGGCCGUGUGCUUGCAGCAGCGGCACGCGCAGGCUGGUCCUCUCCCCUGGCAUGAAUUCUUUGGGGGCCUGGAUUCCAUUUUCCCUUCCUCUAUUAUCCUGCCAGAGCCCUGGGCGCAGUUCUGGAAGCGGCGCUGGGCGGAUCCUCGCUUCCCCGCCCCUCCAUCAUCCCCCAAGCCUGGCUUCCCCGCCCCUCCAUCAUCCCCUGAACACAGCUUCCCCGCCCCUCCAUCAUCUCCUGAACACAGCUUCCCCGCCCCUACAUCAUCCCCUGAACACAGCUUCCCCGCCCCUCCAUCAUCUCCUGAACACAGCUUCCCCGCCCCUCCAUCAUCCCCCAAACCCGGCUUCCCCGCCCCUCCAUCAUCUCCUGAACACAGCUUCCCCGCCCCUCCAUCAUCCCCUGAACACAGCUUCCCCGCCCCUCCAUCAUCCCCCAAACCCGGCUUCCCCGCCCCUCCAUCAUCCCCCGAACACGGCUUCCCCGCCCCUCCAUCAUCCCCCGAACACGGCUUCCCCGCCCCUCCAUCAUCCCCCAAACCCGGAUUCCCCGCCCCUCCAUCAUCCCCCGAACACGGCUUCCCCGCCCCUCCAUCAUCCCCCAAACCCGGCUUCCCCGCCCCUCCAUCAUCUCCUGAACACAGCUUCCCCGCCCCUCCAUCAUCCCCCGAACACGGCUUCCCCGCCCCUCCAUCAUCUCCUGAACACAGCUUCCCCGCCCCUCCAUCAUCCCCCGAACACGGCUUCCCCGCCCCUCCAUCAUCUCCUGAACACAGCUUCCCCGCCCCUCCAUCAUCCCCCGAACACGGCUUCCCCGCCCCUCCAUCAUCCCCCGAACACGGCUUCCCCGCCCCUCCAUCAUCCCCCAAACCCGGCUUCCCCGCCCCUCCAUCAUCUCCUGAACACAGCUUCCCCGCCCCUCCAUCAUCCCCCGAACACGGCUUCCCCGCCCCUCCAUCAUCUCCUGAACACAGCUUCCCCGCCCCUCCAUCAUCCCCCGAACACAGCUUCCCCGCCCCUCCAUCAUCCCCCGAACACAGCUUCCCCGCCCCUCCAUCAUCCCCCGAACACAGCUUCCCCGCCCCUCCAUCAUCCCCCGAACACAGCUUCCCUGCCCCUCCAUCAUCCCCCAAACACAGCUUCCCUGCCCCUCCAUCAUCCCCCGAACACAGCUUCCCUGCCCCUCCAUCAUCUCCUGAACACAGCUUCCCCUCCCCUCCAUCAUCCCCCAAACACAGCUUCCCUGCCCCUCCAUCAUCCCCCGAACACAGCUUCCCCGCCCCUCCAUCAUCCCCCGAACACAGCUUCCCCGCCCCUCCAUCAUCCCCCGAACACAGCUUCCCCGCCCCUCCAUCAUCCCCCGAACACAGCUUCCCCGCCCCUCCAUCAUCCCCCGAACACAGCUUCCCUGCCCCUCCAUCAUCCCCCAAACACAGCUUCCCUGCCCCUCCAUCAUCCCCCGAACACAGCUUCCCUGCCCCUCCAUCAUCCCCCAAACACAGCUUCCCUGCCCCUCCAUCAUCCCCCGAACACGGCUUCCCCGCCCCUCCAUCAUCUCCUGAACACAGCUUCCCCGCCCCUCCAUCAUCCCCUGAACACAGCUUCCCCGCCCCUCCAUCAUCCCCCGAACACGGCUUCCCCGCCCCUCCAUCAUCUCCUGAACACAGCUUCCCCGCCCCUCCAUCAUCCCCCGAACACAGCUUCCCCGCCCCUCCAUCAUCCCCUGAACACAGCUUCCCCGCCCCUCCAUCAUCCCCCAAACACAGCUUCCCCGCCCCUCCAUCAUCCCCCAAACACAGCUUCCCCGCCCCUCCAUCAUCCCCUGAACACAGCUUCCCCGCCCCUCCAUCAUCUCCCGAACACAGCUUCCCCGCCCCUCCAUCAUCCCCCGAACACAGCUUCCCCGCCCCUCCAUCAUCCCCCGAACACAGCUUCCCCGCCCCUCCAUCAUCCCCCGAACACAGCUUCCCCGCCCCUCCAUCAUCCCCCGAACACAGCUUCCCCGCCCCUCCAUCAUCUCCUGAACACAGCUUCCCCGCCCCUCCAUCAUCCCCCAAACACAGCUUCCCCGCCCCUCCAUCAUCCCCCGAACACAGCUUCCCCGCCCCUCCAUCAUCUCCUGAACACGGCUUCCCCGCCCCUCCAUCAUCCCCUGAACACAGCUUCCCCGCCCCUCCAUCAUCCCCCGAACACAGCUUCCCCGCCCCUCCAUCAUCCCCCGAACACAGCUUCCCCACCCCUCCAUCAUCUCCUGAACACAGCUUCCCCUCCCCUCCAUCAUCCCCCGAACACGGCUUCCCUGCCCCUCCAUCAUCCCCCAAUCCCAGCUCCUAUACCCCAAACAGAGAGUACACUGGAGGGGACCCUGGGUGA
Molecule: messenger RNA, 2457 nt
Organism: Sciurus carolinensis (gray squirrel)
Lineage: Eukaryota; Metazoa; Chordata; Mammalia; Rodentia; Sciuridae
Product: basic proline-rich protein-like
Exons: 4
Coding region: 1-2457 (818 amino acids)
Source: RefSeq, a predicted model, not a curated record